This is a messenger RNA of Megalops cyprinoides (Indo-Pacific tarpon), 2103 nucleotides long. RefSeq names its product calpain 8 (gene capn8). The transcript is spliced from 21 exons. Gene Ontology annotation, molecular function: calcium-dependent cysteine-type endopeptidase activity; calcium ion binding. The record is from RefSeq and is a predicted model, not a curated record. Gene Ontology annotation, cellular component: cytoplasm. NCBI's taxonomy places the organism in Eukaryota, Metazoa, Chordata, Actinopteri, Elopiformes, Megalopidae. The coding region runs from base 1 to 2103 and encodes 700 amino acids. Gene Ontology annotation, biological process: proteolysis.
AUGUCGAAUAUCGCGAACCAUCUGGCCAGAAGAAAGGCCUGGGACGAGGGGCUGGGCAGCAAUGAAAAAGCCAUUCCCUUCAACAAGCAGGACUAUCAGUCCCUACGGAGCCAGUGCCUGCAGAACCAGACCCUCUUCUGUGAUGAAGCCUUCCCCGCCGAUUCGAGCUCCCUUGGGUACAACGAGCUGGGCCGCUACUCCUCCAAAACUCGAGGGGUGGUGUGGAAGAGACCCACGGAGCUGUGCUCGAAUCCUCAGUUCAUUGUUGGUGGAGCCCAAAGAACAGAUAUCUGCCAAGGAGCCCUGGGUGACUGCUGGUUGCUGGCUGCCAUUGCCUCCCUGACUUUGGAUGAGGACAUCUUGGCCCGUGUGGUCCCAGCUGGACAGAGCUUUCAGGAGAACUACGCUGGGAUCUUUCACUUUCAGUUUUGGCAGUACGGCGAGUGGGUGGAUGUGGUCAUUGACGACAGGCUGCCCACCAAAGACGGGAAGCUGCUGUUUGUCCACUCAGCCGAGGGCUCAGAGUUCUGGAGUGCCCUGCUGGAGAAGGCCUAUGCCAAGGUGAAUGGCUGCUAUGAGGCUUUGUCUGGGGGAUCCACCACAGAGGGGUUUGAGGACUUCACUGGGGGGAUCUCAGAGAUGUAUGAGCUGAACAAGGCCCCCCCAUACCUCUUCAAAAUCAUCCAGAAGGCCCUGGGCCUGGGGUCUCUCCUGGGCUGCUCCAUUGAUAUCACAAGUGCGUAUGAGACGGAAGCAAUCACUCGGCAGAAGCUGGUGAAGGGACAUGCCUACUCUCUGACUGGGGCUGAAGAGGUGCACCUGCAUGGCACCCCAGUGCAGCUGGUGCGCAUCAGGAACCCCUGGGGCCAGGUGGAGUGGACCGGACCCUGGAGUGACGACUCAAGGGAAUGGGAUCUCAUCCCCCCGGAGGAGAAGGCAAAGCUGGACCAUUCAGCCGACGAUGGAGAAUUCUGGAUGGCCUACACAGACUUUAUCAGGCAGUACUCCAGACUAGAGAUCUGUAAUCUGACCCCGGACACCCUGACCAGCAAUGAAGUUGGACGCUGGAACCACUACCAGUUUCAGGGAAUGUGGAGGGUGGGCUCCACUGCUGGGGGCUGUAGGAAUAACCCAGCCACUUUCUGCUCCAACCCCCAGUUUGUCAUCAAGCUGGAGGAUGUGGAUGAUGACCCCCAUGAUGGGGAGGAUGGCUGCACCUUCCUUGUGGGUCUCAUGCAGAAGGAUGGACGCAAGGAGAGGCGUUUCGGCCGGGACCUUAACACCAUUGGCUUUGCCAUAUAUGAGGUGCCAGAUGAGUACAAGGGCCGGACCAAUAUCCACCUGGGUCCGGAUGUCCUCCUGAGGCAGCAGGCGGUGGCCAUGAGCAGCACCUUCAUCAAUCUGCGUGAGAUCUGCAACCGCUUCAAGCUGCCGCCGGGGGAGUACGUCAUCAUCCCCUCCACCUUUGAGCCACACAAGAAGGGCAGCUUCCUCCUGCGAGUCUUCUCUGAGAAGGAGGCCUCCACCAGCCCCAUGGAAGAGGACAUCAAUGCAGAGGUGGAAGAGCAUGGAAUCACAGAGGGCGAUGUGGAUCCCCAUUUCAAACGCUUGUUCAUGCAGAUUUCUGGAAGUGAUUCAGAAGUGUCAGCACCUGAACUUGUUCAAAUUUUGAACAGAGUUCUUUCUCAAAGAACUGACAUCAAGUCAGAUGGCUUUAGCCUUGAGACCUGCCGCCACAUUAUUAGUCUUUUAGAUUGUGACGGAAGUGGAAAACUGGGCCUGGUUGAGUUCCAUGUUCUGUGGAUGAAGAUUCAGAAAUACCUGGAAGUAUUCAAGAAGCAUGACUCUGAUGGUUCUGGCACCAUGAGCAGUCAUGAGAUGAGGGAAGCUCUUACUGAAGCAGGGUUCCAGCUGAACAGUGCUGUGCUGCAGGUGAUAGUGGCCCGCUACGCUGAUCCUUCUUAUGCCAUAGACUUUGACUGCUUUGUGAGCUGCCUGAUCCGAUUAGAGAUGCUUUUCAAAAUGUUUAAAACACUUGACAAAAGCAACACUGGGAAGAUUGAGCUGGACGUGUCGCAGUGGUUAUGUCUGGCCAUCAAUUAA